CCGGCCAGCAACAGGUAGGCGUUUACAUACCUUUGCGCAUGGGAUUCCCACGGGGAGACGCGGAAGUGGACGGCUCCUUAACCUGUUCGGCUACUCAAGCCGCUCAGUUCUUUUGGAGUUGGCCCUGCGUGUGAUUUGACCAGUGAUGGAGAGCACAGCGCUGGAGUGAACCCGGCGUCUCAGUGUCCGAUCGUUACGCCUGGAGCGGAGCGGAGCGAGUCUCUCACAGCUCACCAUGUUCUACAAAGAGCGCGAGGAUGAAUUGGAGCUGCAGGUGAGGAGCAAGGAGAGCAUGGAUAAUGGCAGAGAAGCCUUGCUACCAGCAACGAGCACCUCUAAUAAGCCUGUGGUCCGAUCAUAUGACUGCAUCCUGGUCGCACAUAUAGUUGAAGAUGAGGGCGAUGCGAAAUUCAAGAAGCAGGAGGCUUACAUCAACAUGCUGAAAUCAAAGAACCUAAAAGUGUCGCAUAUCAUCCAUGAAAACAAGGUGUUCUAUGGUGUCCGUGCCCCUGAGGAGAUCUUUGAGAAGUACAAGUAUCUGCUGAAGGUGUCUGAUUCUUGUAACUGGGUCUGCAAACAGAAAGACUGUGUCCCAGAUACCAUCAGAAUCAGGGUUGUCCAUUUCAUCUUGCACCACACAUUCAUUGGGACAGGAGAGGGCCUGAGGGAUCUUGCAAAGCAAGGUGUAUUUGAAACCUUGUUUUGUCUCCAUGAGAAGAGGCAGCAGAAAUAUCUGAAGAAAAAGUGGGCAAACUGGGGGGCUUUAAGACAUGUCAUUAACCAACCUGUCAACGAUAUCAGGGAGUAUUUUGGUGAGAAGGUGGCAUUAUAUUUUCUAUGGCUGGGCUGGUACACACGCCUGCUGAUCCCUGCAGCACUCAUCGGCGUGAUUGUGUUUCUUUAUGGCUUGGCGUUCUUCAAUACAAAUCCCCUCAUAAAGGAAGUCUGCGAGUCCAAUAUUACAAUGUGUCCAAGAUGUUCCAAACAUUGCCAGAUGUGGAAACUAUCUGACACUUGUGCUUACGCCAAGGUGAGCCAUCUGUUUGACAAUGAAGGAACUGUGGCCUUUGCAAUGUUCAUGGCUGUUUGGGCCACACUGUUCCUGGAGCUGUGGAAGAGGCAUCGAUCCUUGCACGUCUCAAAGUGGAACGUUUUUGACUGGAAUGAGGAUGAGGAGGAACUGAUCCUGGAGAUUAUAAAUGACCCACACUGUAAACCCAAAGACUUUAAUCACUCAUACUUGCACAGCAUUGUUGUUAUGCUUCUGGUCACACUGGUGCUGGUGGUGAUCAUAGGUCUGACCCAUGCUCUGGUCAUCUGCCGGAUUGUGUCUACAAUGCUUCUGUCAGAGUGCUCCUGGGAGUUCCUAAAAGAAAAUGCCCGUGUUUUAGCAAUUAUACUGGGGGCAGUGCUGCACUAUUUCACCAUACUAAUCAUGACUAAGGUGAACAGAUUUGUGGCCUUUAAGCUGUGUUCUAUCGAAAAGAUUCGCUCAUUUGCAGCCACUGAGAGAAGCUUCACAGUGAAGAUGUUCACCUUUCAGUUUUUCACUCUCUUCUCAUCUCUUAUCUAUGUGGCAUUCUUCCUGGGCAGGAUUAAUGGCUACCCAGGAAACUAUGUGAAAAUAGCAGGGAAAUGGAGACUGGAGGAGUGCCACCCCAGCGGCUGCCUUACUGACCUCUUCAUCCAAAUGGCCAUCAUUCUGGCCCUCAAACAAACCAUCAGCAACAUUUUUGAGUUCACUGGGCCUUGGCUUAAGCUUUGUCUGAAGCGAACAGCAUUUAAUAAGCAGCUCAGGAAGUGUGGGAACUGCUACCGGAAGGCAUGUCGAGAGGAUGGUGCUGACAUCGAACCAUGUGACAUCUGCAAUCUCCGUGAUUGGCUGAGAAACUACCAUCUCAAUACUGUUAAUGCCUUCAGCCUGUUUAAUGAAUUCCUGGAAAUGGUGAUACAGUUCAGUUUCACCACCAUCUUUGUGGCCGCAUUUCCCCUGGCUCCAUUACUGGCAUUGAUUAACAACAUAUUUGAGAUCCGACUAGAUGCCAUCAAGAUGCUGCGUCUGGAGCGACGUCUAGUGCCAAAAAAAACUAAUGAUAUUGGUGUGUGGACCAAAAUAUUAGAGGCAAUUGGGGUGAUGGCCAUCAUUGCUAACGGACUAGUGAUCGGCAUCUCUUCUGAAUUUGUCCCCCGUCUGGUUUACCGCUACCUUUACGGACCAUGUGCCAAUGGGUCAUCCACUGACCUGCAGUGCAUGGCUGGCUACAUUAACUACACCCUCACCACUGCAUAUAUGUCAGAUGAAAAAGUGCAGCAAGACUUCAUAGAUCAGAUGGCAUUAAAUGGCUUCAAUGUCACUCAGUGCAGUUACAAGGACUACCGCAGUGGAAAGGACCAUAGUUACACCUCGCAGUACUGGCUCAUACUGGCUGCCCGCUUUGCCUUUGUUAUCUUGUUUGAGCAUGUUGUGGUGAUAUGCAAGUUCAUUGUUGCCUGGUUUGUGCCUGAUAACCCCAUCCGAGUGAAGAACGUCAGGCUACACGAUAAACUGCGCAGGCUGAAAGAGGAGCUGUGGGAACUGAGUGCAAGAUUUGACAGCAGAUCCACAGAUGUCUAAUCAGUGAAGGACUAAUUUGACAGCUCUCAAACUCAAGUAUGGACUGUAUAUACACAGAGAUUGAGUGUGUCCAGACAAGUGAUGGGACGAUGAGAGAAGUGGAUUUAAUCUACAAAUUACAGCUUUACUGGACGUUGAAACCCUUUUGCCAUGUUUUGUCAUUUCUAUUUGUAUAUUGACUUGUUCUACAUUUUAACUUUUACAGUCUCAAGUGUGGUUUAAAAAAAAUUUCAGAUCCUUUUAAGACAUUUUAAAAUUAUUAUUAUUAUUGUUGUUGUUAUUAUUAUUAUUAUUAUUAUUAGUAUUAUUAGUAGUAUUAUUUUAAGGCCACUCACAGAGUAGGUGAUGGCCAUUUCAGUCAGCUUUGCAGUGAAGGUUGGCUUUUUCUUCUCAGUAAUGAACUUUAGGUGCAGUAAUUUGGAUUUUAGAGGGGAGCAGACGGGGCUACUGUGGCUGCUUCAUGUAUGCUUUGUGGCCUGCUAUGGCUUGCACAAUGAUUUGAUAUGUUUAUAGGAGAUAUUCACGUGUUUGUUUUCACUGCUCCUUGUGAAGCGAUGGUAUCUCAAGCUGAAGACUUCCAUUCUCUUUGAAUAAUCUUCCUUGUAUUUCGUUCCUGUAAGCAAGUGCAGGUAUUGCUUGCACAGUGGGAAGAUCACCUUUUCGUUCGAUGGACAGAUGCUAAGCUCAUCAACACUGCUGUGCAUAUUGCCUCCACAUGGUGGCAGUAAGGCAGCCUUAAAGACCAAGAAACCAGCAAUGGAUUUCUUUUCUUCAUGCUUUGUGUAAUGUUCCAUGCUAGUGCCUUACUGGAUCUCAGCUGUGUGUCUUGUAUUAUUGUGCACACAUGAAGGGACACUGAGCUUGUUUAAGUGGAAUUAAAUAAUGGUUGUACUGUAUGACUGUAUUACAAGAACUGCGAAAAUGUAAAAUCUUCCGUUCUGUUGCAUUGAUAUGGUUCCAUGCAGACCUGCAUAUGGCCUUGUUCUUACAAUGUUUGUGAUUUACAAUCCAAUUUAAGGCAGUCUUUAUAGCUAUUCAUUUUAAAUAGUUUGUAAGAUGACUUAAAUCAUUUUAAAAGUUUUACAGAGAAAUCAAUUAAUAUAUCAUACUUUGUGAUGAUAUAAUUUUCCUAUUAUGUAAUACUCUCAGCUACACAUGCAGUGUACUUUCUUUUUAUAUAUGCUUAUAAUACAGUGUGUAAAAGCAUUAUAUAAUGUGGAAAGGUAAAUCAGUAUGUAAAAGUUUGCUUGUUUCAUGGGAAUUUUAUCUUAAAGUCAACUUGAAAUCAAAAUAGACCCAUAGGAUCAAAAAGGGUUCUUUGAGCUAAAAAGCACUUUGGUUUCCCCCACAAGCCAUUCAGUAGAGCAGGUUUGGUAACACUACUGUAGGGCAACGUUCAUAAGGCUACACAACACUCAUAUAAGCCUUGCAUGACAAUAUAGCCAUUUAAUAAUGCUUUUUCCAACGAGUGUCAGUUGUCAUAAUACUUGCUGAGGUGAAAUUGUCCUUUUGCAGUUAUGAGCUUCUACCUGAUGUUUUUGGCAAAAUUGACCUAGUCAUAUAAUCUUAUUCUGUGACAAUGUCUUAAUAUUAUGAGAGGUGUGGUUUUUUUUGUUUUGUUUUUUUUUGUUUUUUUGGACUCUUUGUCCAGAAAACAAAAAAAUUCUAUCUCCAUUAUAAAACUCUAACUUAGUUCUACAAGGUUCUAUCUGCAAGCCAAUCAGCACUUUCAAUACACACAAGAGGACCAAUCAGUUUCUCCUGCUUUGUCAUGUCACUACACUGCUCAGUGACAGUGGGAAAAGUUUUUAAAACCUUAUGAAAUAUGAAAACAAGCUGCUGUAAUACUGCCUGCCUUCUUGUAGUUGUUUAAAUUUUUAUUUUAUGAAAUCAAUUUUAUAAAUAUUAAGUCUUGAAGAUAGUUAAAUAGUGUACAUUUGAAUUAAUGGGGUCCUCACUGCAACAUAAACAUUAAUUAUAUUCAUUCAUCCAUCUCUUCUUUUUCUUUUUUCUCCCAAAGUAAGACAUUCUGGUGCAUGAGAGUUACAUUUCUAACACAAAACAGUCUCAUACUGCCUCUUUACUGACCUGCUACACUAACUUGCUGAGACAGUUUAUUACAGUAGCUGGUCGCUGUUAACCUAAAGGAAAUUUACUCAAACUUAAUUUACUCAAACUUUAAAAAAAAAACACUCAUUAACAGAUUUGAUAAGAUUUUGAUACAUUUAGAAUAAAUGCAGGGUGUCUGUCAUUUUCAUUUUCACUCAGUUCUACGUAUCAGUUUUGCUAGAACAUUAUAAUCCCAAGGGGAUGAGAUGACAUUGAAAUCGACGAAAGCAGCCUUAAAAAUGUUAAUGUUGGUUUAUGUAAGUUGUUUUGAGAGACUUAUGCUGUUGUCAUGUAGCUUUACAAAUGCUGCAAUUCAGUAAAUGAGGUGUGUGUAUAUGAAGAACCUUUUGAAUGUUUAACAGACAUGUACAUCGUGGCUCUGGAAAGAACCCUUAAAUUCUUCUAAAAAAAAAAAGUGCUUUAAGCCUUUAAAAGGUUCUUCACACUCACACAUUCUAUUUAACCAGCAUGGUUCUUUAGGGAACCAAAAGUGGGUAUUCUAUGGCAAUGCUCAAAGAACACUUGUAUUUUUUAGAGUGUAGUCCCUGGGCAUACAAAGCACAAUUCAUCCUAUCAUGUCAUUUAAAAGACAAAACUCGAAGCAUAAUGACUUUUGCCUACAUGUAAGCCUCUCUGAUUAUUGAUCGUCAUAAAAAUAACAUAAACCAAUAAUACCAUGUUUCACCCCCCUACUCCAACUUAUCAUCAAGUAAAACACUCAGCCAGAUCAGAGACACUCCCUGAUACCUCCGGAAUAUGUCAUGGCACAGAUGGAAAAUGUGUUAUAAUUUCCGAUUCAAGUUGACUUUAAAACCUCAGCCCAGGAAAUACUUAUUGUACUGUGAUGCUGAUUGUAUUGUGCAAGUCAGACACUUACAUUGGUUGUGUUUCAAUGCAACUCUGUUGUUUGUAAAGCUUUGUACCAGUUGGAAAAUAUUUAUAAAAUAUUUUUGAUAUUAUCAUCUUGCUCUGUACAUGCAGAUGCAGUACUGUGUAUCCACAUUGAAGGGUUUACAUCAAAGGAUUUGCACAAUAAAGCUAUCAACCCCUUUA
Messenger RNA from Pygocentrus nattereri (red-bellied piranha), 5776 nucleotides. It is a transcript of the gene ano9b, whose product is annotated as anoctamin 9b. Gene Ontology annotation, biological process: chloride transmembrane transport. The coding region runs from base 236 to 2614 and encodes 792 amino acids. NCBI's taxonomy places the organism in Eukaryota, Metazoa, Chordata, Actinopteri, Characiformes, Serrasalmidae. The record is from RefSeq and is a predicted model, not a curated record. Gene Ontology annotation, cellular component: plasma membrane. The transcript is spliced from 24 exons. Gene Ontology annotation, molecular function: chloride channel activity.